UAAAGGGAAACUGCUUCUCUUUAGUAGUUCUCAUGUUAGUUUCCUUGUGGGGUACCUAUUUCCCUGGAUCUGAAAGACAUUCCUUCCGCCCUCAGGAGGUACUGACUUGAAGCUAGGACCCCUCUUGGGCUCCGAGGGUCCUUGAAAGGAUCUUCAGCUUUUGUGUCUUCUGUGCUUCCUCAUCCCACUCAGAACCUGCUUCCCGCUGCAGCUGCAGAGAGGAGACCCGGGACCCAUGGAAACGCAGGCUGACCGCAUCCCGCAGGAACCCCAGGCCCUGCUGGAGAGUGCGCUUUCUGCCUCCAAAGUUCCUACGUUUUCUGACAAGAACAGCCUGGGAGAUGAGAUGUUGGCAGCUGCGCCUCUCAAGGCCAAGUCCCAGGAGCUGGUGACAUUUGAGGAUGUGGCUGUGUACUUCAUCUGGAAGGAGUGGAAGCGUUUGGAACCUGCGCAGAGAAACCUCUACAGGGAUGUGAUGCUGGAGAAUUACGGGAACGUGUUCUCACUGGAUGGUGAGACCAGAACUGAGAACAAGCAAGACAUUUCUCAGGAGAGAGGAUCCCAUGGGGUGCUAUUGGGAAGAUUCCAAAAGGACAUUUCUCAGGGCCUUAAGUUUGAAGAAGCCUACAAACAAGAAGUCAGUCUAAAGAAGCAGCUUGGGCACUCCUCGGGCAAACGAUUAAAUAGGAAGAUGCCAGUGACGGUUGGCGAGAAGUUCAUGCCCACAGAACAGAGAAGUGAGAAGUACAACGAAUUUGAUAGCAGCUUCACUGUGAGUCCCAACCUGAUUUCACAUCAGAGACUUCCUAUGGGAGACAGACCUCAUAAGUGUGAUGAAUGUAGCAAGAGCUUUAAUCGAACUUCAGACCUUAUUCAGCACCAGAGGAUCCACACUGGGGAGAAGCCCUAUGAAUGUAGUGAGUGUGGGAAGGCCUUCAGCCAGAGCUCACACCUGAUUCAGCACCAGAGGAUCCACACAGGCGAGAAGCCCUACGAGUGUAACGACUGUGGGAAGACCUUCAGCUGCAGCUCUGCUCUCAUUCUGCAUCGGAGGAUCCACACUGGAGAGAAGCCUUACGAAUGUAACGAGUGUGGGAAAACCUUUAGCUGGAGCUCCACCCUCACUCACCACCAGAGAAUCCACACUGGCGAGAAACCCUAUGCUUGCAAUGAAUGUGGAAAGGCCUUCAGUAGGAGCUCCACCCUUAUCCACCACCAGAGAAUCCACACUGGAGAAAAGCCCUAUGAAUGUAAUGAGUGUGGGAAGGCCUUCAGCCAGAGUUCUCACCUCUAUCAGCACCAGAGAAUCCACACUGGAGAGAAGCCCUACGAAUGUAUGGAGUGUGGAGGGAAGUUUACUUACAGUUCAGGCCUUAUUCAGCAUCAAAGAAUUCACACCGGGGAGAAUCCCUAUGAAUGUAGCGAGUGUGGGAAAGCCUUCAGGUAUAGCUCAGCUCUUGUCCGCCACCAGAGAAUUCACACUGGAGAGAAGCCUUUGAAUGUAACGGGUAUGAGCAAAAGCUCUCUCAGAGUUCCUGCUGAAGUAAAUAUCAGAGAGUCCACAUGAACGGGAACCACAGCUCUGUCUUCCUCUCUUCCUGCCUUACUAAC
Messenger RNA from Ochotona curzoniae (black-lipped pika), 1611 nucleotides. RefSeq names its product zinc finger protein 3 (gene ZNF3). Gene Ontology annotation, molecular function: DNA-binding transcription repressor activity, RNA polymerase II-specific. Lineage: Eukaryota; Metazoa; Chordata; Mammalia; Lagomorpha; Ochotonidae. Gene Ontology annotation, biological process: negative regulation of transcription by RNA polymerase II. The record is from RefSeq and is a predicted model, not a curated record. The coding region runs from base 236 to 1567 and encodes 443 amino acids. The transcript has 4 exons.